Molecule: messenger RNA, 600 nt
Organism: Ceutorhynchus assimilis (cabbage seed weevil)
Lineage: Eukaryota; Metazoa; Arthropoda; Insecta; Coleoptera; Curculionidae
Source: the annotation of a GenBank genome assembly
AUGUCGCUAGCAAAUGUAGUGAGAGCCUCGAUAUUACCGCCAGGUCAAUGGUUAACACAUAUAGUGAAAACGAACAUGAUUGAAGGUGAUAAAAUAUACAAAACUAUCCGCAACCUAACACCGCCACAUGACCUUGAUUUAAGUGGUUUCUUGAAUGUUAGUAAUUUCAACGUUAUAGGGCAUGAUCUCCGAAUGUUCAAUAGGACGUUUUCAAUCGACUAUGAUAUCGACACUCUUCUAUUUGGAAAUCUCCAAGAUAACAUGAAUAGAGACAAUAUUGGUUUGACACUUCACGCAGCUCUGACUGAUCUUUUCGUGGAUCAUGGCGCAGGAAUAUUGAUAGCCGAUUCAAAAGCUUUUGCCGUUAUGCAUUAUGAUGAUAAGUUCUAUUUUAGCGAUUUGCACUUAUGUGGACCCAAGGGAUCUAAAGCAGUUCGUGAUGGAAAAGCCUGCGUCAUCGAAUGUGAUUCAAUCGGAGAACUAUGUCGGAUAUGCAAGCGAACAACUGGAUCGGGAAAUCGGCAGUACACUUUAAACUAUGUUGAUGUAACUGUCAUCAACAAUAUUAAUUCUGAUGGCCCCCAAAACGAGAUAACCUGA